AAGAUCCUUCUAUGAAGUAUAGUUUGUGCUCUAGAGUGGCAGUGGAUUCAUUUGAUCUAAUGACUCUAGACCAGUCCAACUACAGAAUCUGGAGAAGUUGUAUGGAGUCAUAUCUUGCUAGUGAAGAUUUGUGGGAUAUUGUGUGUGGAGCACAUAGUAUUUCUUCGAAAAAUACCCAAGUUAAUGAUGAUGCUCUCAAGGAGUGGAAGAAAAAGAACGGCAGAGCUGAAUUUGUCUUAAAGAGAUCCAUCUCUGAUGACCUCUUUCACCAUAUUCUCUAUUGCAAGUCAGCAAGUAGUAUCUGGGAAACUCUUACUAAUGUAUUCAAUAAAACUGACGAUCAAGCUUCAUUAAGGUUGUUAGAGAAUGAGCUUGAAAAUGCCACACAAGGUACUUUGUCCAUUUCACAGUUUUUCUUGAAAAUCAAGAACCUGUGCUCAGAGAUUUCCAAACUUAACCCGGAGGAGCUGGUUUCUGACGCCCAGUUGAAGUGCAUAGUUGAUCAUGGCUUGAAGCCCGAAUUCGUUCCCUUUGUGAAAUCAAUCCAAGGAUGGCUUGUACAACCAUCUUUUGAAGAAUAUGAGAAUAUAUUGGUUUCACUGGAGGGCUUAGCAAAGAAAAGUGCCGAAAUUAUGUCUGAGAAUGAAAGAGAAAGUGAUUUGAAUGCAAGAAAGCCUAAAAAUAAUACAGACAAAGUCAUGGCUGGAGCUGCACCAGAAGGUUCUCAAUUUGAUGCACGUCAAUUUGACGCAAAAAUGACCGAGUUACUUGGUGCUGAUGGAGAAGAUUUCUUUACAUCCUAUGAUGAGGUUUAUGACAGUUUUGAUGCUAUGGGAUUGCAGGAGAAUCUCUUGAGAGGCAUCUAUGCCUACGGUUUUGAGAAACCAUCUGCAAUUCAGCAGAGGGGAAUUGUUCCAUUCUGCAAGGGGCUAGAUGUUAUUCAACAGGCACAGUCUGGUACUGGGAAAACAGCAACUUUCUGCUCUGGAGUUCUGCAGCAGCUUGAUUAUAGUGUUGUUGAAUGUCAAGGUCUGGUUCUUGCUCCUACUCGUGAACUAGCACAGCAGAUUGAGAAGGUUAUGCGAGCACUUGGUGAUUAUCUUGGUGUAAAGGUUCAUGCUUGUGUUGGUGGAACCAGUGUCCUUGAAGAUCAGCGCAUUCUGUCAAGUGGAGUUCAUGUCGUGGUUGGUACUCCCGGCCGUGUGUUCGACAUGUUGCGAAGACAAUCUCUGCGCUCAGAUCACAUCAAGAUGUUUGUUUUGGACGAAGCUGACGAAAUGCUCUCCGGAGGAUUCAAGGAUGAGAUUUAUGAUAUCUUCGAGCUCUUACCUCCCAAAGUCCAGGUUGGGGUCUUCUCUGCCACCAUGCCUCCUGAGACUCUUGAGAUCACAAGGAAGUUCAUGAAAAAGCCUGUAAGGAUUCUGGUAAAGAGAGAUGAGCUCACUCUUGAGAGUAUCAAACAAUUUUAUGUUAAUGUUGACAAGGAGGAAUGGAAACUGGAAACACUUUGUGAUCUUUAUGAGACCUUGGCUAUUACUCAGAGUGUCAUCUUUGUUAAUACCACGCGCAAGGUUGAUUGGCUGACCGACAAAAUGCGUAGCCGUGAUCAAUCAGUCUCUGCCACUCAGGGAGACAUGGAUCAAAACACUAGAGAUAUAAUUAUGCGUGAAUUCCGUUCUGGUUCCUCUCGUGUGCUCAUUACCACUGAUCUUCUGGCUCGUGGUAUAGAUGUCCAACAAGUAUCCCUUGUAAUUAACUAUGAUUUGCCGACUCAGCCAGAGAACUACCUUCAUCGAAUUGGCUGUAUUGGACGUUUUGGAAGGAAAGGUUUUGCAAUCAACUUUGUGACCAAGGAUGAUGACAGGAUGUUGGUUGACAUACAGAAGUUCUACAAUGUAGUAGUGGAGGAGCUGCCAGCCAAUGUUGCCGAUCUUCUUUAGGGUGGAAUUCAUCUGUUUAUUUAAGUGUUACUUAAAAGUUACUCGGCUGUCCAAUCUUGGUAGGUUUACUAUCCGAGACAGAUAUUUGGGUAUUGAACUCCCUUUACAA
Daucus carota subsp. sativus is the source of this 2049-nucleotide messenger RNA. Its product is annotated as eukaryotic initiation factor 4A-2-like. The coding region runs from base 12 to 1940 and encodes 642 amino acids. The record is from RefSeq and is a predicted model, not a curated record. Gene Ontology annotation, molecular function: RNA helicase activity; ATP binding; RNA binding. The transcript has 5 exons. Lineage: Eukaryota; Viridiplantae; Streptophyta; Magnoliopsida; Apiales; Apiaceae.